Messenger RNA from Pungitius pungitius (ninespine stickleback), 1297 nucleotides. RefSeq names its product eukaryotic translation initiation factor 4E binding protein 1 (gene eif4ebp1). Gene Ontology annotation, biological process: negative regulation of translational initiation. The transcript has 3 exons. The record is from RefSeq and is a predicted model, not a curated record. Gene Ontology annotation, cellular component: cytoplasm. The coding region runs from base 495 to 851 and encodes 118 amino acids. NCBI's taxonomy places the organism in Eukaryota, Metazoa, Chordata, Actinopteri, Perciformes, Gasterosteidae. Gene Ontology annotation, molecular function: eukaryotic initiation factor 4E binding.
AGAAGUAGCUCAUCUAGCAUUGUCAGAAGAAGUCCAAAUGAUACUUUGGGGUAAUUUCUCUUCUCAAAUCACAAUUUAGAGGAAAACACGGAUCUAUUACAAUAGAAUAAGUUGUGAGUUGUACAGCCAUUGCACAGGCAUUAAAUGCCAGUAGGGAGCGCAAUAGCUUUAUUCUGUCCACCUCCAGUCGGGAUUUUCCUCUGCAGCUUGUCUGCGUGUUGUUUUGUGUGCAUGUAGGGUGAGUGGCAGCAGAGCAAGCAUGUGCUGAGAUCCUUCUAAAGGCAGAACCUGGACACUUUGUGUGUGACUGCAUCGUAAUGUGACGAAUUUAGAUAAUACAUUACAUCAUUUACACUUAUGAAAAGAGGUAUUUAUUUAAAUGUAUCUGAAGGCACUGUCGAGCCAAACAGGCGCGGUGUGGCUUUGUAAAACAAAGACUUCUUUUACUCCUACCGUUUAUUCAGCCAGUUUGAGAGUAUUAUAGCUUAGACAACAUGUCCACUGACUGCCAGAAGACCACCGCCAAGGCCAUCCCGUCGACCUGGAGGGUGACCAUCAACGACGCGGCGCACAUGCCCCUCGACUACUCCACUACUCCCGGAGGCACCCUAGUCAGCACGACCCCGGGUGGUACCAGGAUCAUCUAUGACCGGAAGUUCUUGCUGGGGUGUCGCAGCUCUCCAGUGGCAAAGACUCCUCCAUGUGGUCUGCCCAAAAUCCCAGGGGUGACCAUUCCUCCCUCCAAGGACAAUGAUGGAAAGGCCCAUAAAGGAGAAAUACCAAACGACAAUAUAAAUGCAACUGACAGCAUUCACACUGGUGACGAUUCACAAUUUGAAAUGGACAUUUAGGGGGUCCUGGAAGCAGCAUCAAGAAUGUCAGAUUACCAACACAAUGCUUUGAAGAGAGGCUCAGGAACGUAUUUGUAUUUCCCAUCAUUCCAUCCAGGACUGAGGUUAGCCUUCAUUAUCUUCAGUCGGUCUUUAUCAAUUACAGGUGCUAUGAGCAGAUCAAAUAUGUAAUGGUUUUUUUCACUCAGCCUCAAGGCAUUAAGCUGAUUUAUGUCUGACAAAGUGUGCCUUCCUAUUGUGGCAUCAUUCCAAGAACAGGGAUGAGUCAAUGCCAAUGAAGACUAUCAGUAAAAAAGUGAUCGUAAUUUCCUGAAUUUAAAACCAUUUCGAAAAGGCAACCUUGAAAUGUUGAAUAUACUGUAAAUUAUGUUGACUGUUCUUCAUCUGAAGUGUUCUUCAUCUGAAGUGUCAUACAGAGAACGUAAAACACAAUUUUGUUAAUGACA